CGCGGGAGGAGGAUGGGGCACCCGGGCGGGCCCUGCCGCAGCAGCCUCACGGCAGGGCGCUCCUACCCGCGGCCCGGGUCAGGGUACCACCCCGCAGCUCCGCGACCCCGCCUCCCCUUCACCCGUAAGCCCCGGCCCAGCCGCUGCCUAGCCCGCAAGCGGGGGCGGGCCUCUGAGAGGGACGGCCAAUGGGGAUGGCGCCUGGAGGCCGGGGUGUGGCGGCCGCGGCGCGACGCUCCCAGUGGCGGUUGUUUCAAGAUGGCGGCCGCGGCGGGCCCCUCCCGUCCCGACGGCGCGGCGUUUUGGAGCCGCGACUUUUCUGAUGAAGAACAAUCAGUAGUGUUUGUUCCAGGAAUUUCUACAGAAGGAAAUAUGAGGUCAAGACACAAGUUGCUAAAUCCGAAAGCUGAUGUUAAAGUGAAGACUUCCAGGGUGACUGAUGCUUCAAUUUCUGUGGAGGCUUUAAAAGGUUCAGGAGAUUCAGUAGAUGAACAGAAUUUCUGCAAGGAGGGAAUGAAGAGUGCAUCAUUGAAAGAUUUAUGUCUUGAAGACAAAAGACGCAUUGCAAACUUAAUUAAAGAACUGGCCAGAGUAAGUGAAGAAAAGGAAGUGACAGAAGAGCGACUGAAAGCUGAACAGGAGUCAUUUGAGAAGAAGAUCAGACAGUUGGAAGAGCAGAAUGAGCUGAUCAUCAGAGAAAGGGAAGCUCUUCAACUACAGUAUAGAGAAUGCCAAGAACUUUUAAGUCUCUAUCAGAAAUACCUGUCAGAACAGCAGGAGAAGCUCACCAUGUCCCUCUCAGAACUUAGUGCUGCUAGGAUGCAAGAGCAACAGAUAACUAAUAAGAAAGGCAUUCUCCAGUCUUCAUCUGUGGAACUGGAUGGUUCAUACUUGAGUGUAGCCAAACCACAAAUCUAUUAUCAAAGCAAGCAAAGACCUAAAUCUGCAAACCAGGACUCAGCUUCAGAAUCCCUUAUGGAGUUUAGGAAUAAUUCUUUGAAACCAACACCGUUUUCUCAUCCCACAGAAGGUCUGGAGAGGCUACCAUCAGAGACAAGAACAUAUAAUUCUGAAUCUCCAAGGAGAAAACCAGUGAAUGCAGCCCCAACAGAAAUAGCUCCACCAGAAGAAUUGAAGAUGAAGGAAUGUCCACACCUUAAGCCUACACCAUCUAGACAAUGUUGUGGUCACAGACUUUCUGAAAAUGAAGAUCAUGUUCAUGAGAUCCAUCCUACACACAUGGCCCUUCAGUAUUCUAACACACAUCCAAAAUCAUGCAUUUACUGUGGACUUUCUUGGUCAUCUGUCAUGCAUAGUAAAGGAGCACUGCAGUCCAGUGAAGCUGAAGUCAAAAAGCAACUCUCAGAAGAUAGACGGCAACAACUGAUUCUUCAGAAAAUUGAGCUAGAAAUUGAAAAAGAGCGCCUUCAGCAUCUGCUAGCUCAGCAGGAGACGAAGCUUCUCCUGAAACAGAAGCAGCUUCAUCAGUCUCGACUGGAUUAUAAUUGUUUAUUAAAGUCAAAAUGUAAUAGAUGGCUGCCUAGAACCUCAUCAUCCUUUAAAAAGCACCAAGAUGUCCCUAAUAGUGGAGAAAAUUGGAAGGAGAAAAAGACAGUUGCUUUUGAGUCACAUAUAGAAGACAAUGGCAAAUGGAUGUGUCAACAAAAGGAAGCAUGUGACCCGCCAAGAGGGACAGUGGCAGAAGUUAGAAAAGAUGCAUCUACAUCACCUAUACCAAUAGGAAGGCAGAAGGAGCUUGUAACCAAGGUCUCGUCAUCAUGCCAAUACAACACCCCCCGGUACGAGACAUCUCUGUUGGAUUUGGUUCAUUCUCUAAGCCCACACUCUGCCUCCAAACCUCACCCUCAUCCCUCCAGAGAAGCUGGGACAUGGAAUCACAGCACUUUCCGACUUAGUCCUCAGAAAUCAACCUGGAAGAAGAUGGGGGCCUGCAGGACCCCUGAAGACCUGGAGGAGAAGCAAAUUCUGGAAGAUAUAUUUUUCAUUUGACUUUGAAACACAGGCUACAAAAUUUUCAUAGGAAAUUUACAGAUUUCUUCACACACUGAGCUAGGAUGUUAAAUUAUUUAACUGCAAAGUAAUUGUGUCUCUCCUUUUUCAGGGACCUAUAUCACUGGCAUCUUGUUAUGUUUGAAUAUAGAAAUCAUUCCAACAGCCUAAGAUUUUUUUUAACCUAAGAUGUUUCUGAUCAGCCUAAUCAGUAAAUAACACACUAAUGGGAGACAGGAUGGGAGAUGCUAUCUUUUUAACACCAAUCAGCUUAGAACUGUGCUUACUUUGUACAGAGUAGACGCCAUUGCAUACCCAGCACCACCUCAUUUGUUUUCUUCUCGGAGUUCUGCUGGAAAAGUUGGCUUUCUUUUGUGCACAAGCAAAACCUACCCACUGGUAGAUCCCUUGAAUAUAAAAGUGCCCUUUUCUGUUGUUCUAUCACCCCCACUUUGAUCUGAGUUAUCCUUUAAUUCUGAGGUUAGAGUUGGUGCCAAGUAGCACUGGGGACCAGAUGUGAGUGAGUCUUGUAGUAGUAAUCAGCUGGGUGGCUCCCUAUCCCAUAAGCAGAAGGCUCUGUAGGCUAGAGGGAAGGACCAGACAAAUCCUGGGGAACAAGCACCAUUAAAUCCUAUGGGAAUGAUCACUGGAGAGGUAAGCCCAAGACAUUUUCCCUGCCAAUUUUUAGGUGAUCAUAUCUCCAUUUUCUAAGAAUGAAUAAAAGCAAGCUGUAGGUAGUAUCUGUUCACCUUUGAGCACAUGUACUCUUGAAGUUCCAUGGCUGUAUCUGGGGAGAUGUCACAGGAGGGACUCAGUCCAUUCCUCUGUCCUCUCUAUGAAGGUGAGAGGCACUGUGCUGGCUAGGCCCUGGCAUACACUCUAUGGAGGAAAGCCAUACUGAGCGCCCUUUUUUUCUUGUCCAAGAUCUAAAUCUCAUCUUUUCAGAUGGAACCUGGACCUGUUGCUCUACCCAGGCUUCCUUUGUUUGAGUCUUUAUAUUUUGGAAGAGAGAAAAAUAGUUUUUAAUAUCAUAUUCUUAAUCUGAGUAAAUACAAAGCCAAGACUAAUUAGUUGUAAUCACCCCUUGAAAACUUGAAAAUCAUCACAGGUUAUAGUUUCCUUUUAAAGUUUGUACCCUGUGAAAGUAACCAGAUCUGUUUCAUCUCAUUUUGCCUUUGGACUCCUGUGUUUUCAUUGGUGUGGCAGAAAUGUCUGCAGACUGAGAACCCUCAGCCAGUUUCUCAAAAGUAGAUUUCCAGAGUUGCCCAUGUGUCACCACCAGCUCAAGUGUGCCUUUCUACCAUAGACCAGCCAUAACUGUAGACACUCAUUCUGGACACCAGUAUCCUUCCUGCUCUCUGGAGGGAAAGGAUCCAGAAGAAUCAAGACAAAGAUUAUCAUUUCUUUAAGAGCCUAUCUGCCUUUAUAAGAAUCAUAAACAGAAGCCAAAAACUAAAGGCUCUGGGAGCCUUUACAUGCCAGCAAAUAGAGUUUACUUCUUGAUCUCCUGGAAUGGGCAGUUUAGAGGAGAAAAGAAGAAUUUCAGUCAACAGAGUGUCAGUCACCACAGUUCUCGUGUGCCAUACUGCCCCACUGGUUGCCUUCUCUGUCCUGUAGACACUAUGAUCAUGUUGGUGUGAGGGCAAUUGGAGGUGAAUUUGUACAUAAUCUAGUAUCUUCACUAUUAGUUGAAUAAUAUUAACAUUUAAUCUGUAUGAAAUUUACUUUGAAGUAUAUAUAUUGUUUCAGAGCCUGGAAGCUGAAUGUGGUUACAAAGAAAGGAGUUAAGUGCUUCCAACAGCAUCUGGUUGGGAUUUGCUUACUUGGCCCCUUGAUGGCUUAUCCAGAGCAAGACUGGACAUCUGUUGAGGGUGCCACAGGUAAUGCUGCAGCGUUAUUCACCCUGUAGGAAAAAAACAAAUCAGUACUUGUGAAAUGCUUGUGAAAUGCAACAGAGUCUGUCCAUUGAAACUCCCUAAGUAGGGCCUAGGCGACAGCUCAGUGGCAUAAGCGGCUGACUGGCAUGUGCAAGGUCCCAAGUUAGAUCCCUGGUACCUUAAAAAAAAAAGAAAGAAACUCUCCUAAGUAAAGCCCAAGGCAUAUGACUUUAAAAAUCAAAGUUGAUCAAAGAAAACUUUGUGAUGACAUCACUCUUGCUGGAUACACACUUGUGUUUAUCCAGUCCUGAACUCAGAGUGGGGUUUAUCCAGAGCAUCCCAACGUCAUAAGGACAGAGGGACUUUUUCCUCCUGCAGAGCCAUUCUUUUCACUUGUCCCUCCUUCCAACAUCAAGAAGCAUCCUGAAGAUGUGCUGACCACAGACCAUGGGAAGUAGAGACUCCUCAAGAGCAAAGCUAAUACAAUCUGCUGAGGGAGGUAGAGGCUCUGAUUUAGUCUGAUUUUUAAUGUGGGUAAAUAUU
Molecule: messenger RNA, 4430 nt
Organism: Octodon degus (degu)
Lineage: Eukaryota; Metazoa; Chordata; Mammalia; Rodentia; Octodontidae
Product: KIAA1328 ortholog
Exons: 10
Coding region: 13-2010 (665 amino acids)
Source: RefSeq, a predicted model, not a curated record